Molecule: messenger RNA, 2601 nt
Organism: Rhagoletis zephyria (snowberry fruit fly)
Lineage: Eukaryota; Metazoa; Arthropoda; Insecta; Diptera; Tephritidae
Source: RefSeq, a predicted model, not a curated record
AUGUCUGUUUUCGUUUCGUUGACCACAACAGCCUUGUUUGUGCUGUUGCCGCUUAUCAGCGCCUACCCACUGCCACCACCACAAGCACGACAGGCAGGCGGCUUUCAGCUGGACACUGCUUAUCAGCAGUAUGAUUCGGCAGUGAAUGUACAGCCGAUGCUGCCGGUGGCGGCACCAGCACCUGUGCCAGCUGGUCGGGCCGCCAUCGGCCGACAGCCACAGUUUCGCCACCGAAACGAUGACUACUACGACGACCCGAGCGGCAGCAGCUCUUCUAUGUUCGUCCUAGGCAUGCUGGCCAUUGUCAUCGGCGUCCCCUGCUUUCUCUGCUACUCUCGCAAACAUAACGUCGUUCCCUGCUGUGGUGACGAUCUGCUGACCACUGUCGGCAACGAUCACCAGCAGGCAGCUCCCUCUCGAAAGAGCCGACGCAAAAGACGCUCCAAAAGUCGCCGCCACCGUCGGGCGAAAAAAGCGAAAAAGGAAGAGGAGGAGGAGGAGAAGGAAGAUGAUUCGCUCAGUGAUGAGAAUGACUCGCUGGACGACGGCUUCGAUGAGGAGAAAGAAGAGGAUGAGUCCAGUGAUUCAGACAGUCCGCUGGGCACUGGCCACACUGGUACUGGGCACAGGAAGAAGAAGAAAGGUGGUGGUGGUGGCCGCAAGAAGGAUCAUUACGGCCGCCAUCGCCGACACCGCCAUCGCCGCUCAAGCAGUGCCGAUCAGAAGAAGACGAAGAAGAAGCGGGCGAGAAAAGACCGAGAACGUCAACAACAACAAGAGCGAAUGCUGCUCAAAUCGCCGCUCACUGAUGCGCAGCCUGAUUUGAGCAGUGGUGGCGGCGGUGGCAGCUCUUCACUGGUGAACACGUCUUUAGCUGAGACAACGACGGCGACUGCGACCACUCCCACAACUCCUCAGCAGCAGCAGCAGCCACUGCCAACUGCUGCAGCUGGAAAGGAAGAGUACGCGUACAUCGUCUACCGCCCAGACGCCAACUACGUGGCCGUCGCUCGAUCGCUGAAGGACCUCGUCCCACCUAACACCACCGUCGUUUACAAGGUGGACGAGACGUCGAACAUGCGCGACGUGGGCACCCUCCUCAAGACCGCCAAGAGGCGCAUCAAAGUUGUUGGCGGUGGUGGUGGUGGUGGUGGUGGUGGUGGCUCUCGGCCGCCGGCCAAUACCACUGAGCAGUCUCCACCUGAGGCUGCUGGCUCUGGCAAAAGUCCCACCAGUUUGUACCUGCCGAAAAGUCUUCGCAGCGGCCGCCAGACCCACCGCUCUAUUCGCUCCGACUACUUUGUCGUCAACAGUGACGCGUUGCUGAAGAGCAGCCUGGAGCAGCAGCAGCAACAACAACAGCAGGAAGAGAGGGAGAAGGAGCGAGAGGAAGAGGUGGUGGGCGGCAUCGAGGACACUGCAAAGACGGCUGAGAAGGUGCCCGAAAACCAGCAACAGCAGUUGAGGGGAAUGGGCAGCAAAUCGCCGGUCAAGAUGAACCACACAAUGUAUGUGUACUCCACCAAAACGCAGCUCGCCAAGUGGUCCGGAUUGUUGGAGCAGCCAGCUCAGCAGCAGCAACAGCAACCACCACCACCAUCACCUCAAGGCAUCCUGGCGAAGACACUGGAAAGUCUGCCCUUUGGUAUUGGAGAAGUGCUGAAGCAACAGCAAAGUCAGCCGAAUGUUCCAGCUGUGUCAUCUUCUCUCCCUUCUCCUUCUCUUCAACAGCAUCAACAGCAACUCUCAGUUGAGGGUGAUUCGGAUGAUUUUGAGGGCGAGGAAGGGGAGGCGGAGGGCAUGGCCAGAGAGGAUGAGGAUGACAGCAGCGAUGAUGAGGACAUGGAGGCGUCGGCGGCGGCAGCAAAGAAGCGUCGCAAAAAGAUGCGACCUGUGAAGCUCGAAACUGAAAAACUGGUCACAUUGCCAAUGAACUUGAGCGAUGCCAAACAGCCAGUUUCAACCGCAAAUCCUGUGAAGCUCAACACCAAAAAACUGGUCACAUCGCCAAUGAGUUUGAGCAAUGAAACCAGCCCAAAAUCUGUCACAACAGUGAAAAAGAUUGAGAAAGUUAAACAGCCAAAAAAUAAAACUCGCAAUAGUGGUGAUGUGUUUUUUCGAGCUAAACUCGGCGAUGAGAAUGAUUCAAAGAGCACUACCACCACCACCACUACUGGAAAGAGUACCGAGAAGAGCUCAACCGCAACUGGAAAAAGCACCGAGAAGAGCUCAACCACUACUGGAAAUAGUAGCGAGAAAAACUCCAGCUCUAGCACCCAUCAUGCAACUCAUCGCAGCAUCGUCACACCGCUGAUCAUUCUGCUGGCUGUGGGCGGCGGCACCAUUGCCCUGCUCCUCUGCUACAUCUACGUCCUCGACGGACCUCGCGUCGGCAAAGAGGCGCCCAAGUCAAAGAAGAAGGGCGAAAAGUCGACCCGAAAGAGCAAGAAGACCUCAAAGAAGGAUGGCAUUCAGAAGCCACAGAAGUCCACUGUCUCCAGCUCGGUGGCCAAGUCGAAGGCCAACUCCUCAAAGGUGGGCAGCUCAGCUAGCAAGCAGUCGUCCACUGGAGGCGGCAGCAGCAGCAACAAAAAGAAGUAG